Molecule: messenger RNA, 1869 nt
Organism: Budorcas taxicolor (takin)
Lineage: Eukaryota; Metazoa; Chordata; Mammalia; Artiodactyla; Bovidae
Gene: SLC24A4
Product: solute carrier family 24 member 4
Exons: 17
Coding region: 1-1869 (622 amino acids)
Biological process (GO): sensory perception of smell; intracellular calcium ion homeostasis; calcium ion transmembrane transport
Cellular component (GO): membrane
Molecular function (GO): calcium, potassium:sodium antiporter activity; calcium channel activity
Source: RefSeq, a predicted model, not a curated record
AUGGCGCUCCGCGGGCCCCCUGGGCCGCGCAAAGUUCGCAGGAGGCGAGAGAUGCUGCCGCAGCAAGUUGGCUUUGUGUGCGCGAUUUUGGCCCUGGUGUGCUGUGCGUCUGGCCUCUUUGGCAGCUGGGGGCGCAGAACAGCUUCUGUGAGCAAAUAUGUUCUCCCAGACACAUGGAGAAAUAGAAGGCUGAUGGCACCAGUGAAUGGGACUGAGGCAGCCAAGAACUGCACAGAUCCUGCAAUUCACGAGUUCCCCACAGACCUGUUCUCCAACAAUGAGCGACAGCACGGGGCCAUCCUGCUGCAUAUUCUUGGUGCUCUGUACAUGUUCUACGCCUUGGCCAUAGUGUGUGAUGACUUCUUUGUUCCGUCUCUAGAGAAGAUCUGCGAGAAACUCCAUCUGAGCGAAGAUGUGGCUGGAGCCACCUUCAUGGCUGCGGGAAGCUCAACACCAGAGCUGUUCGCCUCUGUCAUUGGCGUGUUCAUCACCCACGGAGAUGUCGGGGUCGGGACCAUCGUGGGCUCUGCUGUGUUCAAUAUCCUGUGUAUAAUCGGAGUUUGUGGAUUAUUCGCAGGGCAGGUGGUCCGUCUGACAUGGUGGGCCGUGUGCCGAGACUCCGUGUACUACACCCUGUCUGUCAUCGUGCUCAUUGCUUUCAUAUAUGAUGAAGAAAUCGUGUGGUGGGAAGGCCUGGUGCUCAUCAUCUUGUACGUGUUUUACAUCCUGAUCAUGAAGUACAAUGUGAAGAUGCAGGCCUUUUUCACAAUCAAACAAAAGACUAUCGCAAAUGGCAACACGGUCAACAGUGAGCUGGAGGAUGGUAAUGAUUACUGUGAUAGUAGCUCUGAUGACCCUUCCCUGCCAUUGCUGGGGCAAGUGAAGGAGGAGCCGCAGUACAACAAAAACCCAGUGGUGAUGGUGGACGAGGUCAUGAGCUCCAGCCCUCCCAAGUUCACCUUCCCAGAGGCGGGCUUACGUGUAAUGAUCACCAAUAAAUUUGGGCCCAGGACUCGUCUGCGGAUGGCCAGCAGGAUCAUAAUUAAUGAGAGGCAAAGGCUGAUCAACUCGGCCAACGGCGUGAGCAGCAAGCCGCUUCAGAACGGGAGGCACGAGAGCAUCGAGAACGGGAACGUGCCCGUGGAAAACCUGGAAGAGCCACAGCGGGACCAAGAGCCCCCGCCGCAGCCCCCGCCACCUCCCCAGGAGCCAGAGCCCGUGGAGGCCGCUUUCCUGUCCCCCUUCUCCAUGCCUGAGGCAAGAGGGGACAAAGUCAAGUGGGUGUUCACCUGGCCGCUCAUCUUCCUCCUGUGCAUCACCAUCCCCAAUUGCAGCAAGCCCCGCUGGGAGAAGUUCUUCAUGCUCACCUUCGUCAUCGCCACGCUCUGGAUUGCUGUCUUCUCCUACCUGAUGGUGUGGCUGGUGACUAUUAUUGGAUACACCCUUGGGAUCCCCGAUGUCAUCAUGGGCAUUACUUUCCUUGCAGCAGGCACGAGCGUCCCCGACUGCAUGGCCAGCUUGAUUGUGGCCAGACAAGGCCUUGGUGACAUGGCGGUCUCUAACACCAUAGGAAGCAACGUGUUCGACAUCCUCGUGGGACUUGGCAUACCGUGGGGGCUGCAGACCAUGGUUGUUAAUUAUGGGUCCACGGUGAAGAUCAACAGUCGGGGUCUGGUCUACUCCGUGGCAUUGCUGCUGGGCUCUGUCGCUCUCACCGUCCUCGGCAUCCAUUUGAACAAGUGGAAGCUGGACCGGAAGCUGGGGGUGUAUGUGCUGGUCCUCUACGCCGUCUUCUUGUGCUUUUCCAUAAUGAUAGAGUUCAACGUCUUUACCUUUGUCAACCUGCCAAUGUGCCGAGAAGACGAUUAA